AUGGACCGUCUGCUGAGGAGAUACCGAAUCAAGAGUCGUCUGCCCAGAGAAUGUUUGGCGGAGUUUUUUGGAGUCUAUGUUUUAAUACUGUUCGGGUGUGGAUCAGUGGCUCAGGUCACCACCUCUCAGAAUACCAAGGGAGAGUACCUGUCAAUCAACCUGGGCUUCGCACUGGGAACCACAUUUGGCAUCUACAUUGCAAAAGGAGUGUCAGGUUUUCGUGGACUCGUCUUCCUUUCUACGUGUGUUCGCAGCUCUUCGGUGCAUUUCUGGCUGCAGCAACGGUUGCCCUGCAGUAUUAUGACGCCAUAAUGGAUUUCACUGGAGGGCAUCUGACAGUCAGUGGUGCCACGGCUACAGCGGGCAUCUUCUCAACUUAUCCAGCAGAUUAUCUGAGUCUGUGGGGAGGAGUGGUAGACCAGAUCAUUGGCACGGCUGCUCUGCUGGUGUGUGUUCUUGCAUUGGGAGAUGCUCAUAACACACCUGCACCUGCAGGUCUGGAGCCUGUGCUUGUCGGAGCCGCCGUGCUGGUGAUCGGGAUCUCCAUGGGGUCUAACAGCGGAUAUGCCAUCAAUCCAGCCAGAGACUUCGGCCCAAGACUCUUCUCCUACAUCGCAGGCUGGGGAGACGAGGUGUUCAGGGCUGGACAUGGAUGGUGGUGGGUGCCUAUAAUCGUAACGUGUGUCGGGGCUCUUCUGGGAUCAUUACUGUACGAGCUGCUGAUUGGAGUUCAUCAUCCUGACUCAGAGGCAGUGGAUCAUGAAGACCCGACAGCGGCGCUCCAGCAAACUGUCGAGAUGGAGGGUGCGCAGAGUUUUGACACCAUUAAAGAAAACAAAAAGAGCGGGAUCUUUUCUAUAACCUCAGCAGACGUAGGGUAAAGUGAAAGAGAGUAUAUUAAACGUCUUUUGGAACCUAAAUUGUUACCGUUUACAUUGAGUGCAUUUACAAAUUAUCGUGAUAAUGCUCAUGCUUUAAAAAUAAUCUUCAAUUCUAUUAACUGGGAGAGCUCAUUCAUUCAUUUUCCUUCAGAUUAGUCCCUUAUUUAUCAGGGGUUGCCACAGCGGAUUGAACCGCCAACUAUUCCAGCAUAUGUUUUACACAGCGGAUGCCCUUCCAUCCACACCCAGUACUGGAAAACACCCAUACACUCUCAUACUCAUACACUACAGCCAAUUUUGUUUAUUCAAUUCAGUUUACCUCACACCAACACGGGAAGAACGUGCAAACUUUUAGCUUUUUUUAGCGACCAUCUGGCUGUGAGGUGAUAGUUCUAACCACUGAGUCACCGGGUGAACUCAUUGUCUUUAAAAUAGGUCUUAAAAUUUUUUUGUACUAUUUAUAUAAUGGCCAGUUUACACUCUCAGAAAUAAAGGUACAGGAGCUGUCCUUUGGGCAGUACCUUUUUAAAAGAUACAUAUUUGUACCCAAAUAAUCCAAAGUGGUACCUAAAAGGUGCGUAUUAUACCCAAAUGUAC
Danio rerio (zebrafish) is the source of this 1478-nucleotide messenger RNA. It is a transcript of the gene aqp10b, whose product is annotated as aquaporin 10b. Gene Ontology annotation, biological process: water transport; urea transmembrane transport; glycerol transmembrane transport. Gene Ontology annotation, cellular component: plasma membrane; membrane. The record is from RefSeq and is marked provisional. Gene Ontology annotation, molecular function: channel activity. Lineage: Eukaryota; Metazoa; Chordata; Actinopteri; Cypriniformes; Danionidae.